AUGCUUCGAAUUGCCCGAAUUGCCCGACUCUCUGCCCGAGUUCCUUCUCAGGUCCGAAACCAGUCCACCGUCUCCUCUUUCUCUGAGUACCGAAAGCUGGCUGUCCAGAACGGUCCUCUCGCUCAGGUGCGACUGGCCUACCCCCGAUCUCUUUUUGCCGAGACCUACGAUGUCACUGGCGAGAAGAAGAACAACACUCAGAACGGCGUUGCCGAGUCCGCCUCUGAGAACAAGGAGUUUGAGGUUGUCGAGUCCACUGGAGCAUCUGCCUAA
Messenger RNA from Yarrowia lipolytica CLIB122, 273 nucleotides. RefSeq lists its product as uncharacterized. The record is from RefSeq and is a predicted model, not a curated record. NCBI's taxonomy places the organism in Eukaryota, Fungi, Ascomycota, Dipodascomycetes, Dipodascales.